Messenger RNA from Scatophagus argus, 2445 nucleotides. RefSeq names its product monocyte to macrophage differentiation-associated 2a (gene mmd2a). The record is from RefSeq and is a predicted model, not a curated record. The transcript has 7 exons. Gene Ontology annotation, cellular component: membrane. Gene Ontology annotation, molecular function: pore-forming activity. Lineage: Eukaryota; Metazoa; Chordata; Actinopteri; Scatophagidae. The coding region runs from base 328 to 1047 and encodes 239 amino acids.
AACCCAGUUCCACGGAACAUCCUGCAACACGUCUGAGACUCGGAACAAAACUCUGUGCACUUUUCCAUCUCUGCGUGCUGCGGCACGCGUCGCCUCGUGUUCCCGCCGUGAUGGUUCGUUGUUUGACCUUAGGAGAAGUCCCGACACUUUAGACAAAGUCAUUCGGUUGUUGUUGUUGUGUACGUGACCUGUUGGAUUUUUUUGCAUGUUUGGACGCGCUGCGGUGGGACAUCCGGAAUGGGGACGCCGUAGGAGGAGGUGGCGCUCCCGGGUGUGCUGUUGGUAAAUAGCACCGACACGCGCGCACACGGAGAGUCUGCGCGCGAGAUGGACUUAAAGAAGACAAAAUUUGGAAGGUUCAUGAACUGCAGGGUCCCAGCCAGUAAGAGAUACCAGCCCACCGAAUACGAACAUGCUGCAAACUGUGCGACACAUGGGUUGUGGAUCCUCCCAAGUCUUGUGGGCGGGUCUGUGCUCUACUUCUUAUCUGUGGACCAAUGGCAUCGUGUGGCUGCCUGGCUCUAUGGGAGCGGUCUCGCUGGCCUUUUCAUCACCUCAACACUCUUCCACACUGCUGCCUGGAAAAUCAGCCACCUCCGGAAGGUGGAGCAGCGUUUCCACAUGUGCGACAGAAUGGCCAUAUACUUCUUCAUAGCUGCCUCCUACUCUCCCUGGUUGAUGCUGAGAGAGCUCGGGCCCUGGUUGUGCCACAUGCGCUGGCUGAUAUGGGUCAUGGCCUGUGUAGGAUCCGUGUACGUCUUCUUUUUCCAUGAGAGGUACAAGCUGGUGGAGUUGUUGGGAUAUGUGGCCAUGGGGACUGUUCCUGCUUUAGUCAUCCUGUCUAUGGUGGAGCGUGCAGGUGUGUGUGAACUGGCAGUGGGAGGUGUCUUCUAUGUGGUGGGUGUAGUCUUCUUUAAGAGCGAUGGCCUCGUCCCUUUUGCCCAUGCCAUCUGGCAUCUUUUCGUUGCAGCAGGAGCGUGCAUUCACUAUUAUGCCAUCUGGAGGUACCUGUACUUACCUGGACCACUGCUGCACACAUCGAGGUGACCAGCUGCUGAGAUCACAUGGUGCCACUUCACAUGGCUGACUGAGAGAAGUGUAUUUUACUGUGUAUUUGACCGCUGUGUGUUGAUUACUACUGCAAUGACUUGUGCAGUUCCUUCUGGAGAGGUGAUGUAGAGAUGAUGUGAUGAGUGUCAGUGCUUACUGAAUCACAUCAGAAAUUCCCUACAGAGGGGACCAAAACCCUGGGACAUUCGUACUGUUAACAUGCGACAUGUUGAAACUGAGCUGAGUAACAGCAUUGGGUAUGAUUGUUCAUUUGUGCUCACCUCAUGGCAAAUGUUUGUAGUUUAAUAUGCCAGAAAGUUUACACAUUUUAAAAAAUGCACUUAUUUUCUUUCUUGCCAAGAGCUUCAUAGGACUCUCAUAUAUAGACAUGGGAAUGAUACCAAGUUUCUUGUCUAACUCAGCAAGAAUAUGAUUAAAAUUAAAAUAUUUCACUAUUCCUUUAACCACACAUCUCUGAACUGAGCUGAUGAGAUACAGUCUUUGAUUACGCCUCCUAAAUAAUGCUCGGCUUGUAAACUCCUCCCUUUCUGUACUCCAACCAUAGAUUAUGUGCCAAAACUUACAUACAUGUGCUAAUCCCCACUUUCACAUAAUGGAAUUCACUGUCAUUUGCUGUCAUUUUAUUUCAGCUAUGGCUGAAAUAAUACAACCAACAAUCAACAAACAUUUCACCAAAAAAAGUUGAUAUUUUGGAACUUUUCUUUUUAGCUGUUACAGCUUCAGCCCAAUAUCCUAUAUGUUCCUCUGAGAGUACUUGAGCUUAAAGUCACUAUAUAAUCUCUGGAUAACACACUGAUAUGAAUUAACAGUCACUCAGCAGACAGGCUGUAAUUAAGUCUGAAACUGUUAUCUGUUGAGGAUAAUGGGGCUCUGUACAACUGGCCAGUUUGUGAUUCUUUUGUGAAUUAUAUUUGUCAUAAUCAGCCUCAGAGUCAAUUCUCUUGAUUUUACUGUAAUGCGAUUUGCAACAUGAAAAGUAUAAUCUAAGACUAUCAUUAAGCUAAGGUAACACUAACUGUAUUCUGGAUCAAAUGAAUUAUCUAAGAAUAUCAAGGAUACUUACAUUGAUAAUCUUGAUUAGAGGACUAUCAUUAUGUGUUACUUUGUUUAACUCAUGCACCAUCAACCUUGUGCAUCUUUGUCAGCAGUAGUGAUGAAUAAAGUUAAACGUGAAGAUUAUGCAAAUUUUUAUACUUCGUGCACUGUGUAGAUCACACCUGCAGGUUUUCUCUAACCUCUAAUAGUUAAACUGUUUCUGAUUUAGUUUCAGAAACAGAGCACUUACUCAGGAAGUGACCAUUUCUUUCUUUCUUUUUUUUAAUGAGAUGAUCUAUUUUGUUAAAUUUUCACUGUAAUAAAGAAAAAACACUAUAU